AUGGCUGGAGACGAUGACGACCUCCUUCCUGCCAAAGGACACCAAGUUACACCCCACAAAGAACUUGCCAGGAUCACAGGGACCCUAGCUCACCUCCUCAUCGCCCAGGCAAGGAUCAGCGAAAGGAGCAACCACGACUUGGAGCAGGAAGCCGCGGCUCUGAGACUUCGAGUGGAGGAAGCCCUACAGCAUCAGGCCCACACCCAGAGUCGUCUAGAUAAGCUACUUCUCGAGACCCAAGACCAGCACGAGAAAGAGAACGCUACAGAUCCAGAACUACAGAAAGAAGUGGAAAGACUUCAAAAUGCCCUGGAGAAUCUUCGUCUGGACACAGACCAAAGAGAACAUUUGGAGAGAGAAACCCGAGAGAGACUCGAGGCAAAGCUCCGACAAGGUGACGCUCUCCUUGAAAGGGCUGAAAUCGAACUGAAAGAAAGAGAUGCUAAAGUGAAGGCCUAUGAAAAUCACCUGGAAAUGGCCCGAGCUGAAAUCCACGACCUUACACAGCGUAAAGACUCUCUAAUAGAUGAACUUGACAUGGUUCACAGAGAACUGAAACAUUCUUAUAGCCUGCAACCUGGAAAAGGGGGUGAAAGCCUGCUUUUCAAAAUGUCACCAGCCAGCCUCCACGAACCCCUGUCAGCAGUGGGGGAAGGAAAACCCUUCCAGAAAGUCCGGGUCACCAGCCACGGACACAUAACUCCAAAAGAACUGGACAAGCUGGCUAGAAACAUCCCUACGUUCAACCCAGAUCCUGCAGGAGGCCACGACAUUCACGCUUAUUUACAAGAUAUAGACUUUCACUUGCAAACUGUCACCAACGUAACCACUUGGGACAAAUUGUACCUGCUCAGAAUUACGUCCAGUCGUGAGGUACGCAGUUUCUUAGACCGUCAACCAGAGACUGUCAAAAUGGACUACCAGCAACUGCGAAAAGCUUUGGUGCGUGAAUUCUCUGAUCCAGAAUCAGACCAAGGGCUAGUAACCGCAAUGGACCUCAAGCAAGGUCGACUUGAAACCCCACCAAAUUUCUACAACCGACUGCGACGUGCCUACUUCGGAGCGAGGAAUGAACCAGGCAUGGAGGAAGACGUCAACUUCCGAACUUUGUUUCUGCGAAACCUCCAUCCUACUGUCAGCCACCAUUUGGGAGUGUUAGCGUGCCCGCGUAGCAUGUCAACGCAACAGUUACGUGAUUUAGCACAUAAGGCCUACACCAAACAAAAGACUGUGUCAGAAAAGACUGUAAAGCACCCAACUAUUUGCUCUGUCUCUGAGUCCCAUUCAGAGUUGACCCUAGAGGGCGCCCAACAGCACCCCAGUUAUACACCCAUCAACCGAGAGUCAAGACCGUUCCAAGCCAGCAGAGGGCAGCGCGGUCGCGGUGGUGGUGCCCGUCCGAAGCACCAGAACGACCGCUCGGGAAUAUCCUGGGACCGGCCUCGCCCCUCCCAUAACCAAAAGGGGGGGGCCACCUGGGAAGCCGGCCGGCGACCCAGAACUAGCCAACCGCCAGCCUCCAGAACACCAAGCCCAGGGAGGCGGGAGGGGGAACACUCUCGACGUGAUACUUGGAAACUCAAGGCUGAGCCCACAUCUAAAAAGGAAAGUGCAGCCACAUCCGAAGCUGCAGAACUUCUGAGAAUACUGAGAGAGUUCCUUCAACAGAAACCUCACAAGGAGGACAAGAAGGAUAAACCAGACACCGCAUGA
Messenger RNA from Carassius auratus (goldfish), 1713 nucleotides. RefSeq lists its product as uncharacterized. The transcript has 3 exons. Lineage: Eukaryota; Metazoa; Chordata; Actinopteri; Cypriniformes; Cyprinidae. Bases 1 to 1713 code for a protein of 570 amino acids. The record is from RefSeq and is a predicted model, not a curated record.